Messenger RNA from Racocetra fulgida, 121 nucleotides. NCBI's taxonomy places the organism in Eukaryota, Fungi, Glomeromycota, Glomeromycetes, Diversisporales, Gigasporaceae. The record is from the annotation of a GenBank genome assembly.
CUUGCCUAUGACCCAAGUCCCAAUUCAAGCCUGUGAUUCAAGCCCAACUCAAACUCGUGACUCAAGCCUGACUCAAGCCCGUGACUUAAGCCCAAUCUAUAUCUGUAACUCAAACCCGUGA